CUCGCACUUCCGGAGCAGAAGACAAGACGGACAGCAGACAGUGUAGUGCAUAGCAGACGAAAUGUCAGAGAAGCAAGGAGGAAAGAAACUCACAUUACUCAAAAAUCCUGAAUAAGACCGGCAUUCAAGCAUCAUGUAGAGCCCUAACCUUGACCGAUUCAUGGACAAAUUGCUUGUUUCGGCCUCCUGGGUCAAUCGAAUUCUCUGCAUUUGGCAAAUGUAGCUGUUUGAUAGGCGACAGCUGCUCCCCAUGGGUGUAAUCAAAUUAUGAUUCCGAGAUAAAGACAACAAGGAGCUCGUCCUUUCGUUCCUGGAGUUGUUUGAUUUUCUGGACUCCGCCCAUGUCGUCUACAGACCACUAUGGAAGACAGUGGGAUCGACAGCGAUCCGAAACCGAUUCAGGACGAGAGGUUAGGGUGUGGAGUUCCUAGUGCUUCCUUCCAGACAAGUGAUAGUUCCUGCAGCAGCACAUCAGUCCCCAGUCCGCAGAAAACAAAUCUUAAGCAGCUUCAUCGAAAAUUGGAGCGCCGCAUUGAGCAAGCAAAAAAAGUGCAGCGACUACAAGAGUACAAGAAGAGCUCUGGACUAAUUCCAAUCCAAAGAUUACCUAUUCCGAGCAAAACUCCUGCUGCAGCGACAAGUAAAGAACACCACCCUCUUGUUGACUGGGACUCAGAAGACAGUGAGGAAGAUAUUAAUUUCUUCCCUGUGAAAAUGCGAGAUGGCCGCCAAGAAUUGACUGAUACAUUCAGCAUCGAAAAUCUUCCGCUUUCGGGUGGGGAAGAGGACGAGGAUGACCUUGAUUUACUCCCACCUCAGAAGCCACAUCGUAAGUGGGGUUGUUGUGGACUAUCAUUCAGCACGCGCUGUUCUAUAAUAUGAACAGCAUUUCCUUUACUAUUGCAAG
Messenger RNA from Thrips palmi, 907 nucleotides. RefSeq lists its product as uncharacterized. The coding region runs from base 361 to 882 and encodes 173 amino acids. The transcript is spliced from 4 exons. The record is from RefSeq and is a predicted model, not a curated record. Lineage: Eukaryota; Metazoa; Arthropoda; Insecta; Thysanoptera; Thripidae.